CCGUUUACUCUGACCGGUAAACUACAAAUGUGCGCGUAUGGAGGAAGCCAACAUGAAGCCUGGAGGAGAAACAGAGGCUUUGACGAGAUGAAAGCUAAAUGGAGUCCAGAAGAACUCAUAAAAUUAGUGACAAAGUUGGGAACAUACAAAUGGGCCGGGAUCGCCAAGUACCUAAAGGGCCGCAUGGGGAAGCAGUGCCGAGAACGGUGGCACAAUCAACUGGACCCGUCGGUGAAUAAACAGUCCUGGACCGCCGAAGACCUCCUUAUCUGCAAAGCCCAUAGCAUUCUGGGAAAUCGUUGGACCAAAAUCGCCAAACUGCUUCCUGGGAGGACUGAUAACUCCAUCAAGAACCAUUGGUACUCAAAUCUGCAGCGUAAAAUGACCACCGGUGCUCUGGUGAUCGACUCUGAUACUGCGGCUGCUUCGCUUUACGAAGAAACGUCUAUAAUCGAGAUAAAGGAGGGCGAAGCGGCUCGUCCUGGAGAAGAGGAGGCUGAAAUGGAUGACCCUUGUGGUGGUAGUGUGCAGUCUGUGACCGACGUACCUGACCAGGUAACAUACUGUAUUACUGAUCUUGUGUGUGGAGCAUCACAUGCUCUAUAACAGACAAGCUGAGUUAUAAAUGUGCAGAGAGAUGAUUAAAGCUCCACGACUCCUGAUACCAGUGUACAAGACUCCAGUUACACUGUUUUAAACCCGGUCCUAAUGACAGAUGCUUCAGAGCAGAAGAUAUCUUUAAAUUAUUUGUGAUGUACUUUUUGAUCAGGUUCUAAGCCACAUGGU
This is a messenger RNA of Tachysurus vachellii, 786 nucleotides long. Its product is annotated as myb-related protein B-like. Gene Ontology annotation, molecular function: RNA polymerase II cis-regulatory region sequence-specific DNA binding; DNA-binding transcription factor activity, RNA polymerase II-specific. Gene Ontology annotation, cellular component: nucleus. NCBI's taxonomy places the organism in Eukaryota, Metazoa, Chordata, Actinopteri, Siluriformes, Bagridae. The record is from RefSeq and is a predicted model, not a curated record. Bases 28 to 606 code for a protein of 192 amino acids. Gene Ontology annotation, biological process: mitotic cell cycle; positive regulation of transcription by RNA polymerase II. The transcript is spliced from 5 exons.